This is a messenger RNA of Bactrocera oleae (olive fruit fly), 2000 nucleotides long. Its product is annotated as pancreatic triacylglycerol lipase. The record is from RefSeq and is a predicted model, not a curated record. NCBI's taxonomy places the organism in Eukaryota, Metazoa, Arthropoda, Insecta, Diptera, Tephritidae. Gene Ontology annotation, biological process: lipid catabolic process. Gene Ontology annotation, molecular function: lipase activity.
AAAAUAUUAAAAACCUUACCACUCCAUAAAGCACGUUUGGCAGUCACGUCUUUGAUCCACUUCUAUUUAAUGAUCUCUUAACCAUAUAUCUCAAAUCACCUUUUACCAUCAAUCGGAGUUCCGAUUACCUCGAAUGCUAACAUCUACGGCGAUAAUUUCUUCAUUAACCUUGGAUGCUCCAAUUAAAGUAAAAACUUUUGGAUGCUUGAUUUAAAGUAAAAAGUCUUAGAUUUUGUUCAGUGACCACUGGAAAAGGGGUGAUAGCUGAAUUAGUUAAAUGCGAGGAUCCUUUAAUUGACAAAUAAUUAUUAUUAUGAAAUCGGGGUUGGAUAAGUAUGAGUUUAGCCGCAAGAUCUACUCUUAGGUUAUCGCAGGAGAUUUGCGACAUAAGGUCCCAUUCACCUAUGCGAAAAAACUUAAAUAUAGUUGCAAAAAAUAUAAAACGCGUUUUAUACGUAAGAGGCAUAUGCACUCUAUAUGUAUAGAGAGCGUUAUCUUCAGCACGCACUUGCCCACCCACAGUGUUAUGUGAUAAAUACAUUUCGCUAAUGCACCUUUUGUUUUAACCGAAAUUGUACUUUGCAUUAUUUCUAACUUAGGUUGACAUUUGAUUGAUGUUUGGUAUCAAAAAUCAUUAAAAAAAGUUAAUUUAAAAAAUGCAACGGAAAUUACAUUUUACAAAAUAUAUAUAAAGCGGCGUUUGUGCCAAGUGCAAGUCAGUUAAAGGCCACUUUAGGUGGUUCUAUUUGCUUUUCUUUAGUUUAAAAGAUAUGACUCGAUUUCUAAUAAGCUUUAUAUACUUAACCUUUUAUGUUACUGCAUUCGCUCAAGUGGAGCUCAAGGAUGAGGACUACAAUAAAACCUGGAUGUAUAUGCCCAAUGGCGAGGGGGAAAUGGAGGUGGCAUACCUAGUUGAACCACCAGCCGAACACGAUCGCAGCGAAGUUUCUGAGUUCAUACAGCUUGAGUAUUACGGCAGUACAAACCCCGAUAUACCCGUGACAUCUGCAUUUUCGCUGCGUGAAAGUCCAAUUACUACACGUCAAAGUCAACAACGACACAAACGAGAGACAUGGGAGGAGCUAGCCGAUAGAUUCAAAGCCGACAUGAACACAAAGAUUCUGGUACAUGGCUGGAAAUCAAGUUCACGCAGUAACUCCAUACAAGCUAUACGCAAUGCGUACGUUGAUCGCGGCAAUGUAAAUGUAUUCGCCAUAAAUUGGAGUGACCAGGCGAAUAAUAUUUAUUACCUUGAGCCUGCACGUUAUACCGUGCAAGUGGGUAGGGCAGUUGCGAGAUUAAUUGAUUUGCUGGUGGAGGAAAAAGGUGCCGAACCCAAAGAUAUUCAUUUGAUAGGACAUAGCUUGGGUGCGCAUAUUAUGGGCUAUGCGGGGUCGUACACUAAGUACCGAGUCGGGCGCAUUACGGGUUUGGAUCCUGCGCGUCCCGCUUUUGAGGGUAAUACUGGACCAGAGAAUCAUCUGGAUGCCACCGACGCUGACUUUGUAGAUGUCAUACACACCUGUGCGGGUAUUUUGGGUUUCAAGCAGCCAAUUGGUACGGUUGAUUUUUAUCCAAAUGGUGGCGGCGCUUUUCAACCGGGCUGCAAGGAGCCGAUGCAGAUAUUAACUGGCUGCAGUCACGGUCGCUCUUGUGAAUAUUUCGCAGAGUCCAUUAAUAGCAAAAAAGGUUUCUUAGCUGCCGCCUGCAAUUCCAUAGUGGAUGCUAAUGCUAUGAACUGUACUGGUCAACGAAUUCUAAUGGGCGACCCGGUUUUUGGAAAUGCGCGCGGUAUAUAUUCAGUAAAAACGGCCGCUAAGCCAAAUUUUGCACUUGGCAUGGAUGGUUAAAGGUUAAAAAAAAUUGAAAAAGGUAAAAAAAUAUAAAAUUUUUAUAAAGUUGUUUAAGCACGUAAGUCAUGCAGUAUAUAAAACUGAAUAAAUUAAUAAAAAAAAAAAAAAAAAUAAACAAAUAAAUAAUGGAAGCAAAUUAGCAUCAAA